Molecule: messenger RNA, 858 nt
Organism: Oikopleura dioica
Lineage: Eukaryota; Metazoa; Chordata; Appendicularia; Copelata; Oikopleuridae
Source: the annotation of a GenBank genome assembly
AUGGUACCCCCCGUGGCUGCCGGUCCUAUAAAUGAGACCGAGAUUCUCGCUCGUCAUGGCUACACGAUCGGUGCCGAGAUGGGAGAAGGCACUUACAGUAAGGUAAAACACUGUACGUGGUCGAAACCAGGCGAGAGUCCAGCUGAGAAAAAGAAAAUAGCGAUAAAGAUCAUCAACAAAAAGACGGCGCCCAAGGAUUUUCUGGAAAAGUUUCUCCCCCGUGAGCUUGAAAUACUGCGAAAAGUUCAUCAUCCGAAUGUUGUGCAGACGUUCGAGAUCAUAACGAUCAACCACAAAGUCUUCAUCGCGCUGGAAUGGGCUGGCAAGGGAGAUCUGUUGGCUUUUGUACGUCUUCGCGGGUCGCUAAAGGAAAGCGACUGCCGAAGAAUUUUCACGGAAAUGUGCAAUGGAAUCAAGUAUCUUCACGAGAACGAAAUCGUCCACAGAGAUUUAAAAUGCGAAAACAUUUUGAUUUGUUCGAACAAUACAAUCAAAAUCGCCGAUUUUGGAUUCGCCCGUUCUCUCAAGCCAACUGAUCUUUCGAAGACAUUCUGUGGAUCUGCCGCCUAUGCCGCUCCUGAGCUCCUUCAAGGGACUCCGUACAUUGGGACGAAAGCUGACAUCUGGAGCAUGGGAGUGAUUCUUUACAUCAUGAUUUGCAGCUCUAUGCCUUUCCGAGAUAGCAACAUUAAAACUCUUCUGUCCGACCAGCGAGCACCACUUCACAUUCCAUCUUCGAUAUUGCCGAAUUUGACUAAAGAAUUGAAAGACCUGCUUCUGCACAUCCUGUCGUUCGAUCAUAAUCGGAGAAUAACGAUGGAGCAAAUUUUCAAAUCAAAAUGGAUGAACAAGAAAUAA